AUGCCUGUCGCCGGCACCAUUCCCUUACACUGCAAUAUCUGCCCGAAGAAACCAAACUUCAGCGAUGUCUCGCACCUCCUCACCCACAUAGCCAGCAAAGGCCAUCUCUCUCACUACUACAAAGUCAAGGUCCGUUCCAGCUCCGAAGACGCGUCUCGCCGCCUGAUUGAGGCCUACGACCGGUGGUACUCAGAGUGGAACGUCGAGCACCUCAUGUCAGACCGCAUGAGCCAGAAGGAUAAGAAACGCACCCGAGCCCGCCCAUCUACUGCACCACAGCGCUCGAAUCGGCCACGCUCUGGACUCAAUUCCCUCGACCCUCGCCUGUCCGAGAAUACCAUCAAGAUUGAAGAUCACACCCCCACUCCUCCUCCCAUGCUCGACCAGGCUAGCCGUCACCGGUCAUUCGCUCCCCGAAUGCAACUCUGGCCGCCGUCCCGCUCGCUAUCCCGACGCUAUGCAAGCCCUGACUACGACGAUGAUGACAGCAUCUCAGAGCCUGUUGGCCGACGUGCCUACUACUAUGGGCUUAACGAGUCUGCUAUCGUGGAUGAUGAUACCACAACCGUCACCACAGAGGAGAGCACGAUCAGCGAGUGCACAAAGCUGAAGGGUGUGUAUUGGCCAGGUAUGGACAUCUUUGACUCCGCCACCCCAGAGAUGAGACGGAAGAGAAACCAGAAGAAGGACAGCUCUGUGCUGGAGCAACUUGAGAUCAACUCCAAGGAGGUUGAGCCUACGGAAAUCAUCUUCACACCCCAAGGUACCUUCAAGAAGCAACGAAGAAUCUCUGGCUCAAGCUUCGAAGAGAGUAGUCCCAUCAAGCUUGAGGACUCUCCAAAGCGGACCUUCAUUCCCCGCCCGGUUCUCGCUGAAAUGGACACCAACCGUCCUCGACGCACUCGGCAGCAUACUCGCCAAGGCACAUUUCCAGGCGCCAUUCGCAACAACUACGAUGGUGCAAGCUCACAUCUUGACUUUGAGUACGGCGACUUUGGCCAGAAGAAGAAAAGCGGGUUCGACGUCUUCCAUGAUCAGGAGGUAACCUUCGCACACCCAGCGGGGUUCAACUACCUCACCUCCGAGUUCCACUACACACCACCAGCACCAUCUCCUGCCUUCUCGUUCAAGCCGCUUGCCAAUGCUUUCCAGUACGACAACAAGGAAAACGUGGACACACUACAUCACCAACCGGCGUUCUAUGGUGGCGGCCUUCCAUUCCCUCAACCUCACUUCCACCACGCCCCUUCCGGACACGAUCCGCAAGGCUUGUUCUACAACAGCAACCAAAUGAGCAACUACUUCAACGCCUACCACCCACAGGACGAAGAAGUCGACGACGAGCGGACCUUAACGGCCCCGCCAUCCCCGUGUCCGCAUUAG
Messenger RNA from Mytilinidion resinicola, 1383 nucleotides. RefSeq lists its product as uncharacterized. NCBI's taxonomy places the organism in Eukaryota, Fungi, Ascomycota, Dothideomycetes, Mytilinidiales, Mytilinidiaceae. Bases 1 to 1383 code for a protein of 460 amino acids. The record is from RefSeq and is a predicted model, not a curated record. The transcript is spliced from 2 exons.